Python bivittatus (Burmese python) is the source of this 2525-nucleotide messenger RNA. It is a transcript of the gene GPT, whose product is annotated as glutamic--pyruvic transaminase. NCBI's taxonomy places the organism in Eukaryota, Metazoa, Chordata, Lepidosauria, Squamata, Pythonidae. Gene Ontology annotation, biological process: biosynthetic process. Gene Ontology annotation, molecular function: transaminase activity; pyridoxal phosphate binding. The record is from RefSeq and is a predicted model, not a curated record.
ACGCCCUGCUGCAGAAUGUCAAAAGAUCUGCCUGUCUUUCAUAAGGGAACAGAGAAGCCAGCCUUUCCCGGCCGCCUGCGCUGCUCCUGGCCUGGUCGGGGCCCCCCAAGAGUUCCACCUGGGAGCGUUCCGCUUUGUUCCGGUCAGCGCAGAAGAACCCAGGGAGCCUCGGGUUCUGGAUCUGCUGGGAGAUGUGGUUGCUCAGAGCCAAAGCAGGCUGGAGGUGGUGUUGGGGGCCCCAGCCAGUCUCCUCCCUCCUGCCCUGGAUUAAAAGGAGCAGGUCCUUCCCCUCCCUGCCCAUGUGGGAGCAGCUGCUUGGCUUGCCUGGGAGCCAGGGCCCUGCGGUGGCAGGCAAGGCAGCCGGGGAUGGCAGAGAACGGGGCAGCGCCACAGGACAAAGUCCUGACUCUGGACUCCAUGAACCCCCACGUCCGGAAGGUGGAGUACGCCGUGCGAGGACCCAUUGUUGCCCGGGCCACCCAGCUGCAGAAGGAGCUGAAGCAGGGAGCCAGGAAGCCCUUCACCGAAGUGAUCGCAGCCAACAUUGGGGAUGCUCAAGCUAUGGGGCAGAAGCCCAUCACUUUCUUGCGCCAGGUCAGCGCCCUCUGCCUGUAUCCCGACCUCCUAAAUUCCCCCGAGUUUCCUGAAGAUGCGAAGCAGAAAGCUCGGCGGCUGCUGGCUGCGUGCGGAGGGCAGAGCGUGGGGGCCUACAGCGCCAGUCCCGGGAUCGAACUCAUCCGCCAGGAUGUGGCUGCCUUCAUUCAGCGCCGGGAUGAGGGGAUUCCCUCCAACCCAGAGAAUAUCUACCUGUCUACGGGCGCCAGCAAUGCCAUUGUGACCAUCCUGAAGCUACUGGUCGCAGGGGAAGGGCGUUCCCGUACAGGUGUGAUGAUCCCCAUUCCCCAGUACCCGCUCUACUCGGCGACGCUGGCAGACCUCAACGCGGUGCAGAUCAACUACUACCUGGACGAGGAGAACUGUUGGGCUCUGAACACUGAGGAGCUGCGGAGGGCACUGGUCCAGGCCCGGGAACAUUGCCAGCCCCGCGUCCUCUGCGUCAUCAACCCGGGCAAUCCCACUGGUCAGGUCCAAAGCCGCAAGUGCAUUGAGGAAGUCAUUCACUUUGCCUGGGAGGAGCAUCUCUUCCUCAUGGCUGAUGAGGUUUACCAGGACAACGUCUACGCAGAGGGCUCCAAGUUCCACUCCUUCAAGAAGGUGCUUUUUGAGAUGGGUCCCAAGUAUUCGCGGAGUGUGGAGCUGGCCUCUUUCCACUCCAUCUCGAAGGGCUUCAUGGGCGAGUGUGGCUUCCGUGGAGGUUACAUGGAAGUGAUCAACAUGGAUCCAGCAGUCCAGCAACAGCUGACCAAGCUGGUCUCCGUCCGGUUAUGCCCACCGGUGACUGGCCAGAUUCUCCUUGAUGCCAUGGUCAACCAGCCGCAGCCUGGAGACCCUUCCUACCAGCAGUUCAGCCAGGAGAAGGCUGCUGUUCUGGGCGCUCUGGCCAGGAAGGCCCAGCUGACUGAGGAGAUCUUCAACCGGGCUCCUGGGAUCCACUGCAACUCGGUGCAGGGGGCCAUGUACGCCUUCCCCCGAAUUGAGCUCCCCCCUCGCGCUGUGCAGGACGCCGAGGCACAGGGCCAGGCUCCGGACAUGUUCUUCUGCCUCAAACUGCUGGAAGAGACGGGUAUCUGCGUGGUGCCCGGCAGCGGCUUUGGCCAGAAAGAAGGCACCUUCCACUUCAGAAUGACCAUCUUGCCUCCCCAGGAGAAGCUGGAGAUCCUGUUGCAGAAGCUGAGCCAGUUUCAUGCCAAGUUCACCCAGGAAUAUUCCCAGCGCCAGCUGUAGCGUGAGACAGAAAGGCCAGCUGUAGAGAAGCUAGGGCAUUGGGGUGGGGAUCACCCUCUAGUCUUCAUGCCACCUUCAGGGUUUAUGAGCACCCUCAGCCCCGUCCUUGUCCCAUCUCCAUUUAUUAAAGAAAAGGCAGGGGAAGGCUUGGAGCACAGACUGGGUGUUGGGGAACAUUGCCAACUAUGCCUGACCUCGAAUGGCACACUUAGGGAUCUGCAGAUGGGUGUCUCCUACAAGCAAGACCUGGGCAACUUUGGGCACCAGCUACCUUGAGCAAUUUGAGGUCAUCAAGCCAAGUUGCUGUCUCCUGGGAGUUGGCUUGCUGACUCCUCCACAUUCAUGGGCUCGGCCCUAGCCCUAGCCCAUAACGCCAGUCCUGCCGUCUAACUCAGGGCCCCAGCACCGACGUGCCUUCGUGCUCUCAGUUCCCCACUGGGGCUCCUCUGCUCCUUUCGUGGACGUUGCAGCUGUGCUGGGUGUCUGCUGGGUCAGGGAGGUUGCCAUCCAUUUCACCUGGGACAGACACCAUCAAGACAGGUUUCCAGGCUGAGGUAGCCCUGAAGUCUUUUCUGAAAUGAACAUCGUGCCUUGGUGGAACAGAGGGCCAGUGCUCCCUCCACAUUUCUGUGAAUGUGAAAGGGGGCUGCAGAGGAUCAAUAAAACCUACUUGAUAAAUA